AUGUCCAGCUGUAGGACGAACAUUGUGUCUAUUCUGAAUAAUGACGAUAACCCAUCCUUUGCGGUUCGUUCCGCGCCCCGACUCAGUCGGUCUCAGACAUCACCACAUUAUCCACAUCAUUCAGAGCAACCUCUCCCGCCCAUCACCGACCCACAGCAUAUUCGUCCUCAAGCAUCAUCCGAAUCUCCAGCAACAUCACCACGAGGGACCAGGCGCCACUUGGACGCGGUGACUGAACCCGUCCCCGUUUCCCCGGGGUCGUCGGAUGGCUCGGCUUACGACUAUAUCACCAGCCAGCCAUCAGCGUAUCACCCGUAUGCUCGGCAGGAUCCGCGACGGGACCCGUACCGAUUCCCUGGCCGUGACCCAGCUCCUCGGACGCCACCAGAGACUCGCUCAAGCACAUCCGAAACGCCAUCUUCCCAGACCGGAGCGACCCGCGGCACGGGCAAAAAGAACAAGUACCCGUGUCCGUAUGCCGCAAGCCAUGGGUGCUCUGCAAUGUUUACGACUUCGGGCCAUGCGGCGCGUCACGGAAAGAAGCACACUGGCGAAAAAAGUGUGCAUUGUCCCAUCUGUAAUAAAGCCUUUACCAGGAAAGACAAUAUGAAACAGCAUAUCCGGACCCAUCGCACGCACUCCGAUGAUAUGCGCUCUACUUCGGAGCCGGAGGCUGAUGCUCGCUGGCCGAUAGGUCAUCCCGACUCGGCAUACGCUUCGACCUCCCACCAGCGCAAUAUCAGUCAACCUAUGGAGGCAGCUCCACGGCCUCUCGGGGAUGGUCCAAAGGCGCCUUAG
Molecule: messenger RNA, 798 nt
Organism: Penicillium coprophilum
Lineage: Eukaryota; Fungi; Ascomycota; Eurotiomycetes; Eurotiales; Aspergillaceae
Product: C2H2-type zinc finger protein
Exons: 1
Coding region: 1-798 (265 amino acids)
Biological process (GO): regulation of transcription by RNA polymerase II
Molecular function (GO): DNA-binding transcription factor activity; RNA polymerase II cis-regulatory region sequence-specific DNA binding
Source: RefSeq, a predicted model, not a curated record